AUGUCUACUGAUACUAUCGAACUUUUCUGUCUGAUUCAAGAAAACACAGUUGCUCAAGCCUUUCCAUUGAAAAUCAAUCAAAAUGAGAGUAUUGGUCAACUCAAGGAAGUUAUUAAGGUGAAAAAAACAUCUGAGUUUAAUUUCUUCACUGCAAAUCAGAUUCGGUUAUGGAAGAUACAAAUUCAAGGUGAUAGUGAUAAAGAGCUAACUAAACUUAUGCUCUAUAAAGAGGAGCAACUUCUUCCAACGAGGAAAGUUAGUAGUUAUUUUUCUGAAAAACCGCUUGACGAGUAUAUUCAUAUCAUUAUCAAACUACCUACACCGCAUAUUACGUUUGACCAAGUAUACAAGAUGGGACUUUUGAAGAAAGGAGAUAUUGUAGAAUACCUAGAAAAGAUUUUUAUUAUAAAGCAACGUUACGUGGAUGUUGUCUUUAUUGCGGAGAUAGACAAUUUAGUACAUUUACAAA
Messenger RNA from Funneliformis mosseae, 469 nucleotides. NCBI's taxonomy places the organism in Eukaryota, Fungi, Glomeromycota, Glomeromycetes, Glomerales, Glomeraceae. The record is from the annotation of a GenBank genome assembly.